AUUCUGAAGGUCUACAUGCACUGUGAAGGUUGCGCUUCACAAGUUUCCCAUUGUUUGAGGGGAUAUGAUGGGGUUGAGCAAAUUAAGACGGAGGUUGGAGACAAUAAGGUUGUUGUGUCUGGGAAAUUUGAUGAUCCACUUAAGAUAUUACACAGGGUGCAAAAGAAAUUCAGUAAAAAUGCCGAGUUAAUUUCCCCAAAGCCUAACCCUAAUCAAGAUCAGAAGAAGGAGCAACAACAAAAGAAAGAAAGUGCUCCGCAGAUCAAAACUGCAACUUUAAAAAUGAACAUUCACUGUGAAGGAUGCGUUAAUGAAAUCAAAAGAGGCAUUGAGAAAAUAAAAGGUAUUCAAACGGCGGAACCAGACCGGUCAAAGUCAAUGGUGGUGGUACGAGGAGUCAUGGAUCCUCCAAAACUCGUGGAGGAAAUCAAGAAAAAACUUAAGAGACAUGCAGAGCUUGUAAGUCAAAACACAGAGAAAGGCAAAGGUAAUAACGACAAAGACAACAAUAACAAUAACAAGGGCAACAAGAAGAACGAAGACAGUGAUGGAAACACAAUCUUUAGUUACCCUCCUCAAUAUUCAGCCCAACAUAACUAUCCCUCUCAGAUUUUUAGCGACGAGAAUGUGCAUUCUUGUUCGAUCAUGUGA
Raphanus sativus (radish) is the source of this 651-nucleotide messenger RNA. Its product is annotated as heavy metal-associated isoprenylated plant protein 8. The transcript is spliced from 4 exons. NCBI's taxonomy places the organism in Eukaryota, Viridiplantae, Streptophyta, Magnoliopsida, Brassicales, Brassicaceae. Gene Ontology annotation, molecular function: metal ion binding. The record is from RefSeq and is a predicted model, not a curated record. Bases 16 to 651 code for a protein of 211 amino acids.